Messenger RNA from Bombus pascuorum, 12906 nucleotides. RefSeq names its product homeobox protein abdominal-A homolog. Gene Ontology annotation, biological process: anterior/posterior pattern specification; negative regulation of transcription by RNA polymerase II. NCBI's taxonomy places the organism in Eukaryota, Metazoa, Arthropoda, Insecta, Hymenoptera, Apidae. The record is from RefSeq and is a predicted model, not a curated record. Gene Ontology annotation, cellular component: nucleus. The transcript has 3 exons. The coding region runs from base 1419 to 2630 and encodes 403 amino acids. Gene Ontology annotation, molecular function: DNA-binding transcription factor activity, RNA polymerase II-specific; RNA polymerase II cis-regulatory region sequence-specific DNA binding.
AGUGUUGGGUAUAAGGCAACGUGGUGAACAGGACUGCACUGGCAAGAGAGAACGCGGAGAAGAGAGUAGAGCGGUGUUGAACACACAGAGCCGAAGAGAGCAAAGCGGUGAGAAACGUGUGGUAUGGACGAAACGCGAGAGCGUGGUGUAGCGAAGCGAGAGCAAACGAGAGGUAUCCGCGGCUGAAAAGAAACGAAGAGAGAGUUGGAAGUAUAGGCAGCAGCGAAGAUCAGAGAGAGGCGAGUCAGUGUGGAGAGAGAGAGCCAUUCAUCUUGGCGCGCCUAGGCGAGCCGCGAUUGGUCCACCUCGGAUAAGGGAGCGGCGCGAUUGGUCGGCUCUGUUUACCAGCUGGUACCCCAGCGCGCUCGAGGAUCGUAGAAGAGAGGGGGGAACAGAACGGAGAGACAAGCGGCGCCAUUAUUGUAAGGGGUUACAUUUAGCUGGCCGUGGGUUGUAGUACGCGGCGUUCGGGAUAGGGGGCUAUAGUACCUUCAUGCAUGGCCCAUAAAGGAUUCGUCGACUAUCCGAGAAGUACGCAAGAAACGGCUUCUAACACCUGACAGGGGCCACGCUCUUCUCUUCUCUUCUCUCUCCUCGUGCCGUCGCCUCGAUCGCCGUCGCAGCCCAAUUUCCUCACUGGGACCGCUGUGUUGGAUCAGCUGGGUGGGCCCGACCGACGAAAGACCCGCUGCUUUAUUGUCGCUCGUCGUCCCGAUGUGGAAGGAAUCGUAAUUACCAUAAAGGAAUCGUAACGUCAACCCGAAAACCAUACCUGGACAGUGGAUCCUCUUCGGCCCGGUGUGUGAUCGACUGCACCAUCGUUCAAAAGGACACGCGACGGAGGCAAACGAAUGAUCUGGAAACGUUCCGGUGUGCCGUCUACCGUCGCGAGCUAUCCGGUAAUCGCGAUCAUCCGCCUACUAGCGAUAUCCAUCCUUGUCCAUUCGCGUCCGCUAUCGUUUCUGUGAUAAUGUGUAAAGUUGCGUAAGUGACGAUCAAAGUGGGGGUCAAAGGUAACGGAUAAACAAGGGAAAGUAGAAAGACAGGCGGAGGAGGAGAAGGAGGAGGUGGAGGAGGUGGAGGAGGAGGAGGAGGAGAAGAAGAAGAACUAUUACGACGCCGAUUGAGUACGAAAAGUGAGAAAGAAACGACGGGACAUAAAGAGAAAAUAAUCGAAUAAUCGAACAGUAUCGUGUACGUGCGUUGAGUGCAAAGAAAAUUUCCAUCGAUCCUAGAUCGGCAAAUUAUAUUAUUUAGUGAUAUAAGAACGGUGAUCGGCGUGGAAGAGUGUGCGUGAAGAUGAAGCAGCCGCUGGCAGAUUUGCCGGCACGGUGUCGGUGUUGAGACACUGGACCCGGUCUCUGUGUCCGGGCGUGUCUUCGGCAUCGAGUCCGAAAUCGGCACCGGCUACAGCCGAUAUGAGUUCGAAAUUCAUAAUCGAUAGUAUGCUACCUAAGUACCACCAACAGUUCCAUCAUCAACAGUUGUUCUCGAACGCGAACCCCGGCACGAUCCAGGCGUGUACGACAAGUCCGGCCACCGCAAGUUUAGAAUCGAGUUUAUCCGCGGCUGCAGUCGCGGCCGCGGCAGUGAAUUACGCGCAACAGCACAAUUCUCCUAGCCCGACGGGCUCGAGUCCACAGCACUCAGGAAGUUCAGCCUCUACGUCACCGGCUGCACGUACCACCUCUAGCAUGUAUCCAUACGUAUCGGCGGCAGCGGCGCACCAUCAUCAUCAGCAACAAGCGGUAGCGGCAGCGGCCUUCGGUGCCACGUCCAGCAUGGUGCCAGGCUUCGGUUCGACCGCGGCUUCGAGCGCCGCGUUGGCCGCGGCCGCGGCUGUCGACGCCGCCACCGCCGGUGACAAAUCUUGCCGUUAUACCGCCAGUCUUACCGGAAAUGUCGCACCAACGUCCGCCGAUCCCAUGGUAAAUUAUACCCUUGGUCAUCAUCAUCAGAACGGCGCUACACCUGGUAGCCUCGUCUCGUCCGCGUCAGCCUCGUCGGCAGUUUCCGCUGCGUCCGCCUCCAUGGCUGCAGCUGCACAAUUCUAUCAUCAGGCCGCCGCUGCAUCGGCUGUCGUUGAUCCUUUGACAUCAUGCCAACAACCUACCACCGGACAACCCGGCAUCUCGGAGAUACCACGAUAUCCAUGGAUGUCAAUCACCGAUUGGAUGAGCCCGUUCGACAGAGUCGUGUGCGGCAAAUCUGCGUUUUUGACGUUUCCAGGGCCGAACGGUUGUCCGAGGCGUAGGGGUCGACAGACGUACACACGGUUCCAGACGCUGGAGUUGGAGAAGGAAUUUCAUUUCAACCAUUACCUGACGCGACGGCGACGAAUAGAAAUUGCGCACGCCCUUUGCCUCACGGAACGACAGAUCAAGAUCUGGUUCCAAAAUCGGCGGAUGAAGCUGAAGAAGGAGUUGAGGGCGGUGAAAGAGAUCAACGAGCAGGCCAGGCGGGAACGGGAGGAACAGGACAUGAUGAAGAAGCAGCAGGCUGAGAAGCAAGCGAAGAUACAGCAGGAGCAGCAGAACGCCGCGCUGCAGCAUCAGCAGCAACAUCACGUGAGCGGUCUCGACAAGACGCAGAGCGAUCUUCUGAAGGCGGUCAGUAAGGUGCCCACAUAGGAGACUUUGCUAAGCCGGUUGUCUUUCUUUUAAAGAAGAAACAAGAGACUGGACGCAGCAGCCUAGACGCAUACAUCGAAGCGAAGUAGCUGAUAAGAGGUUGGCCAAACGUGUAGAGAGAGAGAGAGAGAGAGAAAAAAAAGAAGAAGAAUCGAACUAACGCGGGCAAGCACGAAAAAUGCGCCUCUUCUUGCUCUUCCGGCGUGAACCGACUAGGACACGAAGGCCUGUCUCUUCGGGGCUUCUUUUUCCUCCCGCUCUCUUGACUGAGAAGAAGGUGUUCUCGCGUACUUUACGUAGUACGCGUACUACGAAGACUUUAUCGAGUGAUCUCUGUUCUCUUGUUUUCGUAUCGAGUUUAAAGAGAAGAAAGGGAAACGAAGAGGAAACGCAGUAGAGGACGGUUUUACGAAGGCGAACGAUUACGACUCGGAGUAACGACAAUAGUGCACCGUGUUGUGCCAUUGCCCCUCUCCGAUGAGACUCGGUGUCGAUAAGAGGCAGAGACUCGGGGAUUGCAAAGGUUGUGGAGGAAACGAGGGAACCGAGAGAGAAAAGCGCGCAACGAUGUUUGAAGUUGUCUGUCUCUUUUGUUUUUUACGGAAGAAGAAAGGAACGAAGGAGAAAUAGGAUGCGGAAGAAGUAAUCGUAGUCGUUAGAAAACAGAGAGAGAGAGAGAGAGGAGCGUAGUAGAAAAGCGAAGCGUAUAAAAGAAGCGAGAAGCACACCCUCAAAAAAAAGAAAAAACGGAAAAAGAUAUUAAAAAAAAAAGAAAAAAAAAAACACUACGUACUUAUUUGGCUGGGCCAAAAGGAAGGACCUAGCCUGUGACUGAUUCCUAGAGCGUAUAAUGUAAUAAUUGUUAAUCGGGCGCGACGAGUCAUCGCGAUUGCCGGGUGAUGAACAGCGGGGAUGAUCAGUUGGCGUGAUAACUGCCACACAGACUACACGAGGAGCCAACGAUCGCGCGUCGGAAACCGACGAACUAGAAUUAGCUUGAACGAGGAGAGGCCGAAGGAUUAACGCCGCCCUGCCGUAUAACAGAAGAUCCCGUGUACGGCAGCGCCGACGAGACGAUCAAUUAAUACCGACGGAGGAGUGGUAGGGAGUAAUUAAACGAGGCUGUCGAAGAAUUCGUCUAAUUCCGCUGAACGAUCAAAACGGAGAAAAAAAAAAAAGAAAAAGGGAGACACGAAACUCGUUGCUCUCCACCAUGCCAAGGAACAUGGACGAUCGCGGGCCUGACCUUUCAAAUUUCUCUAUUUCAAGUUCGAUCGAUUAUUCUAAUUAUCUCUCGUUCACCAUACGACAGUUACCAACAUUGAUCAUCGCGAUAUCUUUUCUUCGCGUCUACGUAUCGGAACGUCUACGUAUAUCCGCCAGCUUUCUCCGAAAUAUCCUGAUCAAAGUUUAGUUGGUCGAAGAGAGUUUCUCUAUUGCCGAUAGAAGGAUAUGGCAAGAAGAUGAGUGAAAAUCGAAUCUCACGGUAUACGCGUAGAUUCGAUAUAGCUUGUUCUUCGGGGAUGAACCGAUAACGCCGGGGUAACUCGCGUUACGAUUGGUCUCGCGCGAGUGAAUGAGCGGCGGAAAGGAUGGCAAACGGAUCGUACCAGAGAACUCUCGACGCCCUCGUUAAAACAUAACAUACCUAUCGUGCGAUUGCGGACUUUGAAUACCUCAGAUACCUUCUUCGGAUACCGCGCUUCUUACCGAUUAUAACGAAACUAGUGGCGCAUGCAUUCGACCGUAUGCGCACAAGCAAUUUCGUGCCGCUGGCCGACUUCUUUCCACGAGAGAGGAAUUUAGUGGUACAAAUCGAUGCCAUUUGCUGAGCUCCUUUUCCAGAGUUAAUUAACCGUGGUUUACGCUCGUGAUUGCCUCUUCGAGACUUCGCGUUGUAAUUAGGUAAAUUAACGUCGCUCCCGAUAAUAUUUCUGCCAUUUCUGACGUCCGUGCCGACUACGCCAGAUCUGCUCUCGCUGACGCAAAUAUCCUUUAACCGUUCUAACCGAACCCGUUGCGAAUCGGUGUUUCCUUCAGUUUUUCGUUUCUCUUUUUUCCUUCUAGACAUUCUUUUCAUACGUUUCUCCGACCCGGAUCGGCCAUGUUCUCUCGCGAAACGUUGAAAAAGAUCGGCGUUGGAACGCGUCGUUGCUUCGAUUGGUAUUCCUUCAACGAUAAAUUCUCUCUUUUCUAAAACUGAAUGUCCGUCGGUUCCUCUCGAUUAGUACCAGGUAUUAGUCGAGAGGAAGCCCGAGGCGUGGAAAUUUAUUUUUUUACGAGGAAAUUUGACGAAACCACGAUGAGCGAUGAAGCGUUGCACGAAGAUGUUAGGAAACUACAUCCGAAACUACAUGGGGAAAGAUCAUCAUCAAUCAGACAGAAAACGAGAUUAUUCUUCUCCACGUAUUUUUUCGAUCUCUCGAUAACGAUGUUUUAAACUAUCUCGAUGAACGAACGUUUCAAACGUUCGAGAACGCCGUUCAUUCCGAUAAACCCGACCAGUACGACCGUGUUUCGAAUAAAAAAUUGAAACGUUUCAGGUAGUAGUCAAUUUCGGGAGGGGCUGACUCGUCGAUGAGCAUUCACAUUCAUUUAUCGCUUCAGUUAGAUCUCAGAUGAUAUCGCGCAAGGUAUCGCUAAGGCUUUUACUAAUGCAAGAUAACUUGUAUAAAAGCAACACGUUUUCCAUAUUAUCUAAGAUAAUUUAUCGUUACGCUAUUGGCGAGGAUCAUUGUUUAAUUGGGUCGCGGUCACGAUCCAUGACCGAUCCCGCGACCAUUUCGAACGCCACGUUCUUCUAAGAGAAAUUUAUUUUCCAACUACGAUUGUUUUUUUCUUUCUUUCUUCUUUUCAUACUUCUUCCUUCUUAAUAACGUUAUUCGCUCAUUUCGCGUUGACACAUGUUAAUUUUUGUCUGUUAAUUUUACGUAGUGUUAUCAUAGUUAUAUCGAGCAUAUUAUAUAUAUAGCCGUGUUAAUUCGAGUAUCGAAAUCGUUAAAAAUGAACAGAUGAUUAUUUCGUUCUGUUCCUUCCAUCUUUUUCCUUCUUUUUUUUUUUCUUGUUCAAUACUUUUCAUCGAUUUGUUAUUUCCAUGUCCGAGUAUCUCUGUGUUACACUUUCGCGUCCAGCAUCACGGGACAGCAACGUGCUUCCGCGGACGAUAAUCGAACGCACGAGUGGCCGUAGUAAAAAGGAAAAGGGGCGAGAAAAUCGGGAAAAAAGAGAAGAAAACGGGAGUACACUAGAGAGAGAGAGAGAACAAACUUCUAAAUACACGCAAGAGAUUUUUACGCAAACAAAGACACAUCACCGGACGAGUAUCUCACUCUUAGUACAUUAAAUACGUAAUUUGGUGUCAGGGUAGACCUUUUUCCAUAGAUAUAGAAGCCGUUGUUGCUAUUUACUUACGUAGAAUUCGUAACGAUGAAGAGGACUAGUAAGGGAAACCGAGAAAGAAAUGCCGAUCUUUCAGAUUAUAUAAAUUAUUACCUAAUUAUUUUUUUCCCCUCCCCGUUAAUGUCGAUCCGUACAAAAUAAUUCCUCCGCCAUAUUCGACGAUUAUCCAUUCGGAUGCCGAUCGGUUUUUAAUAUUAUUUAUCGCGAAACAAUAUAGAAUGUAUCGUCGAUGUCAUUUGGUCUUCCGUAAGUUAAUAUUCUUGAGACUUGCGCGUCGAAAAUUUCUCGUUCCUGUCGAACGUCUUUUCUUCAUCCUUUUCCGAUACUCGCGAUUUCCAGCGAUUCGUUUGAUUUUCAAAGUUUCGAAAGAAAUUGGCGAAUUGCUUAUCGAUCUGUUUGAGAAACAGCUACGACGAAUCGUUGAAACGCUGCGAACAAACGCAUAUACGUAACUCGAACCAAGAAAAACCAUAAGAUUUGUUUUCCAUGAAGGCGGAGGAUCUGUUGUACGAAUCGCUCAAUGACUAUCUAUUUACGAUGUAAAAUCAUAGUGUACACAAUACCGUAUUAUAUAUUGUUAAAAAUAACGAGUACGUUAUAUAUAUAUAUAUAUAUAUACAUACAUAAAUAUAUAUGUAUAUGAACGAAAGGGGAAGAAAAUUUGUUCUACCGUGCUCGGGAAACGAAGAAACAAAUAGAAAAAGAAAGAUUUUGAUAGUAGUAUCAUAAUGAAAAUGAAAUUUAGAAUACGUAUGACGUACGUAAAAAUACAUAGAAAGCAAAAGAUUAAUAGAAAAAGAAGAAAUGAAAAAAAAAAAUCUACGCGACAAAAGAAUAAGAAACAGGAAAAAAUAAGAUUUUGUUAAAUCGAAGGGAGGAAAGGAACAAUUUUUAGAUCAGCUAGAGCAGCUAUUAUUAUAUAGUGAAAAAGUAAAGAAUAAAUAGACGUCCGUAAUGAAGGUGAAAUCGCAUCGUUUUUAGGGGGAAAAUCUAAGGAAAAGUAAUAUUGAGCGAGCGAGAGAUAGGGAGAGAGAGAGCGAGAGAGAAAGGAAGAGAGAGAGAGAGUGAGUGAAUGGAUAAAAACCGUAUUCAUAUUAAUACUAUACCGCUAAUUACCUAAAGUACUAUUAUACAUAAAUAUCGCCGUACGUAAAGGUAACGAUUAAGCUGAGCAUGCGAGUUUACGCACGAGAUGUACUCAUGUAAACUAUCUCCAUCCACCUUCACCCCCACCCGUCCCCUUCUUGCUCCUUCAACCUCCACGCCACCUUCCUCAGACCUCCACAUAGAGAAUAUACCUCUGCAUACCGUUAAUUGUAACGAUGUCUUAAACGUGUAACGAGCAAGAUAAACGAAAGCGAAGAAAAAAGAAUAUUACGUUUACGCGAACGACAUAGAAUAUAAAAUAUAAUAAGAUACGGUAGGAUAUACGGUUCAGUUGAUAGGAAUGGAACGUUCCAAGGAAACGGGAUACUCGGAAAAAUAUAUAGUUGCCGCUGGGUCCCAAUUAAUACUGACGCAGUUCGAUGAACACAGUCAACGAACGACGACGACGACGACGACGUUGAUAGUUAAGAGAAUCGACGAGACGCGCGUUCGAUCAUGUUAGAAUCGAAUAUUUGUUUCUUGCUUAUUUUGCUUUCCUAUAUGUUAUUUCUAUAAUUUUUGUUUCUAUUUUUUCUUCUUCCUUUCUGUUUCUUCCAACGACAAACAAUAAGUCGAACACUUUCGACGAAUUUUCUGAAAGACGAAGCUCAUAGCGCUCGCUCGAAGGAAUUUGAACGAAGAAUCGUACUUGGUUAUACUUGGAAAGUCCGUCUGCUCACGAUUCUCGUUUCUGUUCGCGUCCGACGUUAGGGCGAUCAUGUUAGACAUGUCGCGGUUUACUUCUUACGAUUUCGCCUGCGUGCGUAACGUUGUAUUAUUGCGACUCCUGGCGACACAACUAUACCUUCUUCGGAGCAGGAUCGAGGAGAAUCGACGCACGUGGCCGUAGCGACGUAGAAGCGGAGAGAACUGUGAGAAAAAUUGUCGACGCACGCAAGUCGCAUAUCGGUUCCGGUCCACGUAAUCUCAGUUACGGAAUUUAAUGGGGUAGCAAUAUAAACGCGCGACCUUGAUCGGCGUGAUACGUUGUUCGUGAUGCAUUUCGUGCUGCCGGUUUAAGGUUAUUUCUGUUCUAUAUCGACAGUUUUCGGACGGAAAGUAAUAAAAAAAGGAAGGUGUGCGAUCGCGCCUCAAUCUUCUUCGGCUCAAUGUAUACGUAAAAAGAAAUACGAAUGUGAAAAAGAAAAGGACGAAUGGAAAAGGGAACUGAAGAAAUUUAAUGGAAAGGGGAGAGAAAUUUUUUACGGGGGAAACAAAAAAAAGAACAUUAAAGAAGGGAAAAGAUGCACGUGACGCGAUCGAGUCCCGAGAAUCGGUGUAACUAUUUGUAGAAAAGCUUUACACGUGACUCUAUUUACGAAUUAUUAAUAUUAAUAUUAUUAUUAUUGAUAAUAUUAUCGACGACACUAUUUUUAUUAUUUUUAUUACUACAUAGCAUAGUUACGUUUUGUUUUGAAUGUUAAUACCGUUUGCGUGUACAGAGUCUGUUUUUUAAAACGACUUAAGUGACGCGGCUGGCCAGGAAACGUGGUUAGCGGAAGUGGCGGCGCCGAUACGUCCGACAAAUUAGGGAUAUACGUAACGCGUACUAAGUAUAAUUAAUUAUCAUUAUUAAUUAGCUGAGAAGUUUGUACAGUAAUCGCAACGAUGAGAUUCGUAGCGAUCAUGUUAUAUACGUACGUAUGUAUUAAGUCUUUAAUCGUUAGUGACUGCGGUUCGAAACGAAAGAAAAAAAAAAGAAGAAAAAAAUUAAAUGUAGCUGUGUGUGUGACGCGCAUUCACACGAGCCUCUCGCCGAGAAAGCAGUGUCGAGUGUUUCGACUAAACGAACGAACGAUUUGGGAACCUAGGCGUUUCCGCUUUCCACUCCUCUGCUCGGCUCGCUCCAUUCGGGACCCUAGUAACCGAAUUCCGUUCAUUUUACGUUUUUCCUUGAACCAUGUUGCUCGUUCAUCCUGAAAGGAUAAGUCGCGCUGAGACGUGCCUCGACUGCGUGCCGUCCUCUCGUUGUUUCUAAUUGUAAUCCCAUUGACGAACAGUUUCAAACAACCGAUCGUUCGUUGCGUGUUGCCAGUUGUUUACGUUACAUCGUUUCGUUGCAUCGUUUCCAUUGUUUUCUCUUUUAUAAGCGUUCGUGUUGAUCGUCCACAUUAUUGUCUAUUUUUCCCCCCUUCUGUUUUAAGUUUCGUUGCGAGUAUUUUUAUGUUCCCGGUGAUAUAUACUCAGUGUCGCCAAUUUGUUACGGAAAUUGACGUUGAUUUUAUGAGAUUAAUAAAACGUAGCGCGUCGCAGAAGAACGUGCCCCGCGUUCCCAAAUCAUUCGGGCAAAAACCGAAGAGGAUCAGCGCGUCAGACGUGAAUUUUUAGAGUAACAGAAGAAAAACUGUGCGGGCGCCGUCCACAUACGAAGCUUUCUCUCGGCUUAUCUUUAAGCUACCUAAUGGCAUCUACAUUGUUAUAGAAUAUUAUUCCAAAUAAUUGACGCGUAAUCAUAUCAUGUAACUUUCCUAACGCUUCCUUAUUCUCUUUCGCACCCUCCCCUAAUCUUACCUCCAUCCUUUCAUCCAUCCCUCGCCAACCUACUUCCUUAAUCAUUUACCCUUUCCUCUCCUGACAUCUAAUCGAAUUACUCGCUCUAUUCUUACCAUUAUUAUAGAUGUAUUAUAUUGAAUUAAAACUGUAUCGAUUAGGUCUAUACAUACGCAUAUAUGUAUAUAUAUACACAUAUUAUAUAUAUUACUAUAUAUGUAUUAUAUAUGUAUAUAUUUAUAUAUAUACGUGCAGAUUCACAAAAACACAAGUAACAAAAAUAAGGAAAUAACACGAACAACGUUGACAACAAAAGCAUCGCUAUUUAGUAGUACAACUUUUGCCCGACUUGCCAAACUCGCGUAAAAAGGAACAGGAAUUAUAAAGAUGACGAACCAACCACGAUCCAUCGUCGCUCUUCUGGAAUCGAUUUGACGAUUCGAUAAAUGAUGAAAUGGAAUACGUGCGUGUCGCGUGGUGCUCUCGAGAGUGUUGGAAGAUCAAAGAAAAAAUUAAAGGAAAAGAGGAAAUUUGAUGCGUGCACGCGCGUACAUGAACACUUCUCUAAUCCGAAUUAAGGAAAUUGUGUGAAACGGAAACACUGUGGAGUGUGGCUCGAGCGUUGGUCGAAACGGUGUCACAGCGUUCUGAAGCGCAGAAGAGAGAAUGGAAGAGAAAAAGGGGAUGUGAGUGUCCUUCGAACGGAGGACGACCUAUGUCUGCGUAAAUGAGAAAAAGAGAAUAAUUAAUCGGAAGCGUGUGAAUGAGAGAAAUAGAAUGAAAGGGAAUAUUCGCGUGAAUUGUACUAUGUACGUGUAGACGUUGGGCAACGUGGCAUAUUUCACAGAAAUCUAAAUUUUCAACUAUUAUCGAAUAUAUGCGUACUGAUUGGUAUUGAAAAAGGAUGGAAUUAUUUAAAAGGACACGACAUCGGAGUCCGUUUGACAGGAUGCAGAUAGAAUUAAAAAUAUGAAAAGAUGAGAAUAAAACGAUGGAAUAAUUUGUUAUAUUUUCUUUAUUACGUACUAAAUCUGAUUGUUUAUUUAUGAGCUGUUUAUUUUACAUGUUUUUUGUAGUUUUGUUUUUGUUAAAUGCGAAGCGAAAAUGUAAGAGUGUGAUUGAGACUAUUGCCGAGUUUUAUUUUCUUCUUUUUUUCUUUUUUUUUUUUCUUUUAAUCAUACAAUUAAUGCUAUUAUCGUUUUUUGUACGUUUCCGAGAUUAUGUACAGAUAUUUAUAAAAACGUUGCGACUUCGAAAGACGUCGAUUUCGUCUCGUAAUCAGCAGAGAGCACUUUCGCGAUAGACCAUCAGAGUGAGAUCUCCGUGCCAUAAAAAUGCGCGACCAUGAUACGAAACGAUUCGAUGGUCUUUCGAAAACAAAAGGAAAAGAAUAAGCAAGAACGAUUUGAACGAAAAAAUGCAUCUAAUUGUAAUAUAUUAUCUCUAUAUAAGUUUCUCUUUUUACUGUGUUCGUUAGAGAAUCUUACGAUCGAUUUGCGUGUGUUACGCAACACCGCUACGCACAUAGACUCGGAAUUAGAUGUAAGCACUUUUUUCCGGAGACUUAAGUAAAAUUUUCAUUAAAAUGUAAAACAUCGUAGUUGUGCACGCAAACAUAAUGAUUCCUUGGCUUCCAUUGCUUACAACUAGUUCCGGAAGUCGAUAGGCUGGACGAACGUGUCGGUGGUCUACACUCUAAGUGUUGUUUCUAUUAUUGGCAGCUGUCCCAUUUUUCGCGCGUGCGUUGAAUAUUGUUACCUUUAACGAGGAUUUUUUUAUGGUAGUUCUAUGCUCACGAGUGUACAACAUCGUGUGUAUCCUGCCGGUUAGUUUCUUAGCGGGUCGAUGAUGCCUCGAGAAUUUCACGUUCGAACAGAGAGGAAGGGGUAGCUGUCUCAUCGACUAUUCGCGCGUUUUCGCGUUGCGCGCGAGAACGCGAAAUUUCCCUCUCCCCUUUUAUCUCUUCCCAGUAAAACGAUCGUGCGAUUCUCGAACUUCCGUUUUAUUAAGUUCUUCGUCCUUAUAAAUAAUUUUCCUCGGCUAUAUAUUGUCCUGCGCCGUUACACGGUUACUUAAAUAUUGUUUAUUGUUUCGAGAAUUAAGUAUAAUAUACGCGAGUGAUGGUUAUUCUUAGAAAGUAAGUCGAAGACGAGCCGAAAAACGGAGGAAAAAAAGAACGUAAUUAGAAAAGUAAGAGCCACGUAGCCGGGUUUGUGCACAUGUCGCAUUCUUUAACUCUCGAGUCGCCAAUGACAGUGGGAUUUUCAUAUCGAAAGUUUCUCUUUCGAGUGUUCGAUGCUUCGACGCGAUGUACUGUGAUCGUUAUUGUUUUCUCUGCGCAAAAACAGAAGUCAUUGUUCCUCGUUUUUUUCUUUUCUCUUUUUUUUUUUUCUUUUUUUUUAUCGUACAACAGUUCGACAUCCAAUUUCUUCUCACGGUACUGUUGUAGUUCAACUCGUGAACCAUUCGUCGGAAGAACCGUGCACACACGUUUUCAAAUCUCUCCACAGACAUACACACGAACACGUAUACGUACGAUAUACAAGUGUUUACACAUCCUCACCGUGCAAAUUCACAUACGUAACGUACACAUACUCACACAUGUACCAUUCGAACGUAAAAAGAAAAAAAAAAAAAAAGAAAAAAGGCAACAUACGAAAAAAAAUAUCAGAAAACCGAGAAUAUUUAGGUCUUAUAAUUAUCGUCUUGCUGUACCUACGUUAAAUGAAUGGAAAGCCGUGUAUUACUUCAAGAGUUUCUUCGAUGUAAAUAUUAACACUACGUAACGUUAACGUUGCUCAGUGAGCGAGGGACCGCGACGAUCGAUCGAUCGAGUAUAAUUGAUCGAGAGGCGACUUUGUUGAUCGCUCGCUCGAUUGAUUGGUUGGUCGUGGAGAGAGUCGCGGUUCCUCGCGUGCCGCUGGAUGAUACCUAAUUAAUGUAAUGCUAGAACGAUAAGAGAGCGUAGCUGUCCUUCAAUACCUACCUACCACGUUAAGAGUAAUAAAAGUAACGGAAUAAUGGAGUCUCGUGUCUACUGACUAUUUCAAGAAUUAGUAUUAUACCGUACGAUGAAAAAGGUGACGACGACGAGGGUGGCGAUUGACGAUGACAUUGACAGGCGAAAAGUUAAUCCAUUGACAAUGAAUGUAAAUGUAUCCAUUUUCGAAACUUGAUGUAGAAUUAUACUCAUAAGCUAUAUCUAUGAUAUACAAACGAAAUAAAAGCGUAUAGUAAAUUA